UGAAGUUUGCAUCUUCUGGAAAACCUACAUCUGUGAGACUGCUGCAAAGACUGCUCAAGACUGAUCGACCUAAACCUGAAACACCAGCUGAAAAUUGCUUCAUCAUCAUUACUGUCAUCUGACAUAAGACGCCUCAGCAGAGAGCAGCAGAGAGACGAGUGUUAUGUGUUCAGUAAUCUAACAGGAUUGUUGAUAAAAAAAGCCUGAAGGAAAAAUUUGCGUUUCAACGCCCCUAAACACUGGUCAGAAGAUUUUUGUUUCUGAGUACUGCUACAGUCUCACAACACCACACAUCUUUCGACAGAAGAUGAUGGCUGCUGAUCCAAGGCCAAUGCUCACCCCCCAGCAAGCAACCGAAGUGACUCAGCAACUUUAUGGAGUGACCGUGAGGGAGAUCACCACCCUGCCGAGUUACAUCGACCAGAACUACCUCGAGGAGGAUAAGGAGGGCUCCAAGUAUGUCCUGAAGAUCAUGAACUCAAAAGAGAGUGAGGAGACGACCGUGCUGGGGUUGCAGACCCACGCCAUGUCCUUCCUACACCAGCAUGGAAUUCCUACUCAGACAGCAAUGCCCACCACCACAGGGCAGUUAAUGAGUAUGGAGGAAAUAGACUGCGGACAAGGUGCUCAAACCUACUGUGUGAGGUUGUUGACCUACCUCCCUGGAGCGACCGUCGCAAAGUCUCCAGUCACAACUCACGAUCUUUAUAACUUGGGCAAGUUGGCUGCAACCUUGAAUAAGACGUUGCUUCAGCUGUCAUCUCCAAACCUGGAUGUGUUGCAAAGGGGCAAUAUAUUGUGGGAUAUGCAAAACGUUCCUCUGGUGGAGGGCUACCUGUCACUGAUGGAUGGAGAUCCUCUGCAGGAUGUGAUCAGAGCAGUCAUCCAACAGUUUCAAUCACAUGUGCAGCCCAAAAUCAGCAAUUUCCAAAAAGGGAUAAUACAUGGGGACCUGAGUGACCAAAACAUCAUUGUCACACCACUAACCAAUGGGCAUCAUGAGGUGUCAGGCAUCCUGGACUUUUCGAUGCUCACGAUUGGAUGCCACGUGUAUGAUCUCGCAAUAAUGAUCAUGUACAUAAUGCUGCAGAACCCCAGUCCCAUGGACGUAGGUGGCGCACUGUUAGCGGGCUGGGAGAGUGUCAUGCUGCUCAAUGAUGAUGAGAGGGAUUGCCUCUUCCUGAUGGUGCUCGGUAGGCUCUGCCAGUCUUUGGUUUACGGAAGAUACAAUGUCAGCAAAUACCCAGACAACAAGGAAUACAUAUUGACUACAGCCAAAAGUGGAACUCUGAUCUUAUACAAACUCUUGGAGCUGGGCAAGAGAGAAGUAGAGAGGAAGUGGUUCACAGACGCCAGCACAUUCAAACAAGUAAUACAUGUGUCUCUUUGAAAUAGCAUUGAGGUUAAAAUCCUUACAGUAAAAAAGAAAACAUGAGAUCUUCAACAAGUGGACAACAUUACCCUAUGUAUAGCUCCUUCUGUAACAGUUAUAAGAUUGUAUUUCUGUCAUAUUUGACAUACAAUUUUUGUAGUAUCAGGAUUCAUAAUUAGUUAGUUGUAUCUUUUUCAAACAUUGUUAAAUAAUUGACCAGUUCUUUAAAGAUCAGUGCUAGUUUAAAACCACCUCUAAUGGCACUUCAUUUGUCACUUUUAGGGACAACCUCUUUAGUCCAUCAGGAAACAUAUGGGAGACAGAAGCAAAAUGACUGAAAUCAUUGUAUUACCCUGCUUGUGGUUCUUGGUUUUCUUUAAUGCAAUAUUUUGACAAUAACAUGGUUGAUGGUUCUUUACAUCACAAAUAAAAUCUAUGAUCUCUACUUUA
Messenger RNA from Paralichthys olivaceus (Japanese flounder), 1822 nucleotides. Its product is annotated as hydroxylysine kinase-like. NCBI's taxonomy places the organism in Eukaryota, Metazoa, Chordata, Actinopteri, Pleuronectiformes, Paralichthyidae. The record is from RefSeq and is a predicted model, not a curated record. Gene Ontology annotation, molecular function: amino acid kinase activity.